AUGGAGAAAAUCAACACCGGGGAUGGACAACUUUUCAUCAAGAAUGUCGCUAGCUACGUUCGCACACACGAGAAGGCCCUCGCCAAUGCACUACAGCUCCGUCGCCAGCCCACAAAAAAUGUCAUUCCCCAAUCGCCCAGCGUACCUUUGACCCCUGGUAGCUCUUUCGCCUCGACUUCGUCAACCCUGGCUGCGGCCUUUUCAUCCGCAGCAUUGAAAUUCAUGUCGCAGAACGCCAAAACCGCCAAACUCACAUUGACUCCCCACCACCUUUUCUACCUUCUCUCCCGUUUUGAAGAAUUGACCAUUGCCGUUGGUCCUAUGAACAUCAGGCUGGAAAAUAUUCACACCGAGGUUUCGCAAUCCUAUGUUUCAUUCCUGAACAAGCCCCAACAGUCUCGGGGCGAUCGGGCCUCCAUCCAUUCGGUGUCCAGUGUCCGCAGUGUGAUGUCUGGUAUGACGGACCUGUGGUCAUCUUUCCGCAUCGGAUCCAAGGAUACCCCGACGAAGUCGGACAGGGCCAAGGCCGCUUUGGAAAUGGACUUGAAGUACUUAUACUCUGCCUUUACCAAGAUCCCGUGUCUUCGUCUUGCCCCUGACCACCGUGCUCCUCUUAUCUCUGGAUAUGAAGAAUUUCCUUUUGAUACGGCUGUGCCGCUGCAUUCCUUCAAGAAUUUGAGCGCUUUAGAGAUUAUUGAUUUAGACUACCGUUCUUUCUAUGGCUGGGACAGAUUGUCCGAGCAACUACGCACUUUGACUAUCAAGAGAGGUCACCUGGAUGAUCCGGCUGAUCUUUUAACGAGAAUUGUGUUGGACGACAUUGACAAACGCCGCCGUCGGUCUGCUAAGUCCCAACAGUCGCCUUCACUAGGAUGGGCCAGUUCCAGCAGUCAGCCGUUUCACACUCCCGACCAGGCCAAUUCCAUGUCAGCCCCUGGAUCUCCUAUCGCGGACACAGCAUUCGGAACUAGCACUAGUCCCAGAUCUGCCCCGAUGCUCAGAGCUGGCUCGGAAGGCGCCAAAAUUCGCCCCAGGGCCGGGAGCGUCUCUCCAACUCGGCCUACGACAAAGCACAGCCACCGUCGAGGCCAGUCUCGGCAAAUUCGCCGCACGGGCUCUGCAAGCUCUGAAUCAAGCGAGACCUCUAACAGCCAUCGAAAUGGAAGCUCUACGAACCUUCUCACAGACGUCCUCCCGCCUUCAAAAUGGCGAUUCCUACGACACCUGGGCCUUCCGGAAAAUUCCCUGACAUCCGUGUCUGCUGCCAGUCUCGCCCCUGUAGCCAACAGUCUCAAUUCGCUUGAUCUGUCCUCCAACCUCUUGGCGGAGAUUCCCGACGGUGUGGCAUCGCUGGUGGCGUUGAGAGCCCUCAACUUGUCGCAUUGUAUGAUCGAGUCUCUUCACUCACUCACCCGAAAUCCUCUUCCCGCCAUCACCGUUCUCACCCUCCGCGGAAAUCGCCUCCGUUCGCUCGCAGGCAUUGAGAGGUUGCUUUCUUUGGAAAGAUUAGAUCUCCGCGACAAUAACCUCACGGACCCGACUGAAAUUGCACGACUAACCAGUCUUCCUGAAAUACGCGAGAUCUGGGUAUCUGGCAAUCCGUUUGUCAAGACUCACUCCGGAUAUCGAGUUGUGAUCAUGAACCUCUUCCGCCGCACGCCUGGUUAUUCCGAGGACAUCAUAAUUGACGGUAGAGGUCCGGGAUACACCGAGAGGAAGCAACUGGUUGAGCGAGUUGCAGAGCCUCAAGCGGCACCGAUUGUACGCUCCAGCCCGGCGGAUGAAUCAACGGUCGUACAGAAGUCUACUAUCUCGAAAGUGCCCCACGAUCUUGCAAUCUUUAAGCCCCAAGAAGACGAGCGAGAUUUGCACAUUAAUGGCACACAGCUGAAGGAAAGUGACGGGGGAACCAACCGUCGCAAGAAGCUCCAGCGACGUAGGAUAGUCGAUAUCUCAACAGACAACCCGUUUACCACCGAUGGUCUGGGCAAUUCCGGAAGCAUGGCUCUCCCGGCUCUUCCGGUUCAGCAAAUUCAACCGCCAGUUGACCGUCCGACCGUUGUCCCUGUUGAUCAGCCAUGGAGGCUGGACAGCGCUACGCAAUCCCGGUCAUCAAGCAUCCGAAGCCCCGGAAAGCCCAUGCAUUCGCCGAGUCCUCCUCUUCUACAGGCUUUGCAGGGUAAGGACAGGACAAUGGAUGAAGAGUUUUGCCGCCAGCAGCUGGAAGUUCUUCGUCAGGACGUGGGCCAUAAAUGGUUGACUGUUCUUGGCGAGAAUGACUGGGAUAAUUCCCGUAAGGACUUCGCUCACAGCUCUGGGGCGGGCUUGGACCAUUCCCCUCACAUUUCCCCACCUUCACUCACCCGCUCGAAUACCCAAGGGAUAUUGAGCGGAAAUGCGCUUAGCGGAUAA
This is a messenger RNA of Penicillium psychrosexuale, 2412 nucleotides long. Its product is annotated as leucine-rich repeat domain-containing protein. Gene Ontology annotation, cellular component: cytoplasm. The record is from RefSeq and is a predicted model, not a curated record. Gene Ontology annotation, molecular function: protein kinase binding. Bases 1 to 2412 code for a protein of 803 amino acids. The transcript has 2 exons. Lineage: Eukaryota; Fungi; Ascomycota; Eurotiomycetes; Eurotiales; Aspergillaceae.